This is a messenger RNA of Populus nigra (black poplar), 4581 nucleotides long. RefSeq lists its product as uncharacterized. The record is from RefSeq and is a predicted model, not a curated record. Gene Ontology annotation, molecular function: DNA binding; zinc ion binding. Bases 1070 to 4294 code for a protein of 1074 amino acids. NCBI's taxonomy places the organism in Eukaryota, Viridiplantae, Streptophyta, Magnoliopsida, Malpighiales, Salicaceae. The transcript has 8 exons.
GGACCGUGAUAAGUAGAAGUAGCUUGACUUGAUAUUUAUUGGCACACCAUGUCUCCUCGUGGCAUUCCCUGAACCUCAUACUUUAGAAUCUCAGCAAAAGCCAGUAUGUGUGCUUAUUGUAGCAGGACGCAUGGCAGCCACCUUGCGUUUUUGUAUGCCACUCUGUUAUUGAGACCAAGUCCUCCUUCCUUCUCUCUACUUGUCUAAAAAGUAAAAAUCCAAGCGUACUUAAUCGUCUUGCUUUGUUCAGAAGGUGUCUGCUAGUGCUUGUGCUUCAUAGGAUCAGCAAUAGGAAGAUUACUUCUUUCAGGGAUUUAAGGGACUGUUAGGCAAUGCUGGAUUCAUCCUAUUAGGGUUUUUUUCUUAGAAGGAAGUGAAGAUGUUUUAGUCCUUACUAAUUACAACUUCUAUAUUACUCAAUCUUCUUUACCCCCUAUACUCUGGGCAAUGCUGGAUUCAUCCUAUGAUGGUUUAGCUCUUGAAGGAAAGAACCAUUGUUUUCAUGUGGAUAAGUAAUUAAUCAUUACUGUUCGCAGUUCCAUGUCCUUCAAGAGGCCGGUAACAUUUUUGGUUUAGCUGUGAAGACAUGAUUCUUCUGUCCUAUGCUUGAUUAAUGUUACAAUUGAUGUCUUAUAAAUGAAUGAUUUAGCAGAAUGGUCACCGUCAAACAAGCACAUUACAAUGUAAUUUGGAAUGCUUAUGCAUCAUGAUGCCUGGCAGCAUACGGUUUCAGACUUUUUUUUCCUAUGAUUCCAAAUAAAUGGCUAUAAACAUAGGACCUGUGAAUCUUUUCGCUGGGAAAGAUUACUGGAGGAAGAGUGAGUCUUAUCUUCACUGGUAGAGCCCUGAGGAGGGGUUGAUAGGGCCAUGACCCCCAUUUUCAAAAACUCUCCUUUUGCUCUGAACCCCUUGUGAAAUUUCCCCUACUCCGCUGCUUGUUACCCUCUGUUGAUUAAGCUUGCCAUUGCACGCUAAAAAAAAAGAGUUUCAUGUUUUGGAUCAUGGAGAGGUCUGACCUGGACCUCGUUGGCAUUUCAGGAUUGCCCACUGAAGAGUUCAUCCCGCAAAGAUGGAUACAAAUGAUAAAAACAUAGAACCUGUAAUUGAUUUAGGAUUUUCCCUGGGUUAUUCCAAUCAGUGCAUUCAGAGAAGAUUGAAGAAUGAUUCAGGUGCAGGUGCAAAUGCAGCUUCAAGUGUAGACAUGACAUUUGUGGCCACCAAUGCCCUGUCUGAACUAGUUUGGUCUCCAAAGAAAGGUUUGAGUCUUAAAUGCGCCGAUGGAACCUUCUCCAACAAAAAACCCUCUCUGUUACGGGGUGCAGGACCAAGUGAUAUGGUAAGUGGAUCAAAUGCUGACAAAGCUAUCGGCAAAAAAGUUUUCAUGACUCCUCCAGAAGAAUCUGACGUGAGGAGUGAAGUUGCUGGAAGAGACAACCCCACAAAGUUCGUUACAAGUGAUACAGGCCUAUUUCCGUUGUUAAGUGAAUCAAGGCAUAAAGUCAAAAUAGCAACUGAUGAUCACAAGGAGGAAAUGAAAACAGCAGUUGGGCUACCUUUUCUGCAGAAAAUGGAGGAUGCAAGAAACAAUAAAGCAGAAGAUAUUUAUGAUCCGAUCAAUCUUCAAGUAGAUGAAAUAUCUAGGACCUGGGAAACCAAAUUUCCAAGUUUGUCAGAUGAAACGAAACUGGAUGUGGCACAGAAUGGCCCAACUUCCAAGGAACCUAAUGUCAGGAUUGGAGGUGUUGGUGAUGCAAGUCACACAUUACAGACAGAAAUUGUUUCGGCCUCGCAAGUUUGCUCUGUGGAAGAAUGUGAAUCUUAUGACACUAAUAUGCAGAAAGCACCAUUAGGAAGAGAACAUUUUGAAUCACCUUCAUGCAUGGAAAAAGAGAGAGAGAAUAAUAUGGGGACUGGUCCCUACAUCUGUCCUCUGGAAAAACUGGAGUCAACUGCAGAGAAUGAUUUUAAAACUCCACAUAGUGAAAAUGUCUGUGAUGUGGCAACUGAGAUUGUAGGAUCACAAAAUGCCAAGGAAGUCCGGAGUAGCUCUCAGCAGGAUGAUGAGAUACUUCCUAAAGACAAUGAUUGUGCCACUAAACAGUCUCCCACAUACAGCAGAACCCGGAGGUAUCAAAUGAAAGGCAAGGCUAAGGCUUUAUCUGAUGGAAAUUUAAAUGAAAGAAUGCUGGACAUGGAUGAUAACAGCCAUGAAAGUGUUGAAAGUUGCAACAGUGUUGGGUUAUUUUCUACUGGCAAAAGGCAACGGAACUUUAAUCCACAUUCUUAUGUUGGGAGCAAAAGUAUCAAAACAAAAAUUCAAGAAAGUCCCGGUUCCUCGUCAUUUGUUAAACAUGAUGGUUCAUUCAUGAAUUGGAUCUCAAACAUGAUGAAGGGGUUCUUAAAAUCAAAUGAAGAUGAGGCACCUUCUCUUGCUCUUACCCUUGCAAAUCACAAGCAUGGACAUGAGGAUCGUGAUAAGAAUCUCAUUUCAUGUAACAGAAAUCAAGAUCAAGGGUGCAAAACCAUGGGAUUUCAUUCGCUUUUUCAGUCAUUGUAUUGUCCCAAGACAAAGGCUCAAGAAACUGUCGCUUUGAAUGCCAAUACUCAAACGGAAAGAUCUAAAGAACUUGGGCUGGACAACAAGAUCUGGGACUCUAAUGCUACUCCAAUAGCCUGUCCUAUGGUGACUGACAAUGUGUACAAACGGUUUCUUCAACCAAAUGAGAAGUUAAAUGAGUCGACAUCUGGAAAUGGUACAGCUCCACCAGCCUUGACCAAACUUUUAUCCACCAAUAUUGCUUCUGGUCAGGAGAUCAGCGGGAGUAACUCUGCAGAGAAAAAAAAUUCAUGCAACAUGGCAACUGAUAAGGAGAAAGAUGGGACAAGCUCCAAUUCCUCUCGGGGUAAACGUAAGAGGAACGAUGCUGAACAGCCAUCUGAAGGCAAGGCCACAAAUACUUCCGGGUACAAAAGUGACCCACUCACAAGCUUGUGGAUAACUCGGCUUUCUCCAAAAACUUCUGGUCCAUUGUCAAACCGGGAUCUUUGCCACAGAAGAACUGGCGAAGCUCUUGAUGGCUUUACCGAUUUCAAAAGGCUGAAGGCUCAGUGGCAGAAUCAUCCGUCUUCUUACCAAGAUAAAAAAAUUGUGGGGGCUAGGGAGGAGGAGCACUUCUCUGAGGACCCGGUAUGCAUGCAAAAUUGUGCCAACAGUACUGAAGUUUCAUUUAGCAUAAAUAAAGUAAAUGGACACCAUGAUGAGAAGUCCAUGUGUAAAAUGAACUCUACCUUGCCUUUUUCAAGAUUCAGAAAUUCAGAGGCGAUGGCUUCUGUCUUUGCAAGGAGAUUGGAUGCCCUCAAGCACAUCAUGCCAUCAUACGGGACAGAUGAUUCUUCUCAUGGAAACCUGACAUGUUUCUUUUGUGGCAUAAAAGGUCACCAUGUGCGAGAUUGUCCAGAGAUAAUAGAUAGUGAGCUUGCAGAUAUUCUAAGAAAUGCUAAUUCAUUUAACGGAGCAAACGAAUUUCCCUGUGUGUGCAUAAGAUGUUUCCAGUCAAAUCACUGGGCUGUUGCAUGUCCUAGUGCCUCUUCAAGAACAAGACAUCAAGCAGAAUAUGGCGCUUCUCUGGUCCAUGAAUCCAGCCCUUGUAAAAUUCUGCUCAAUCCAAGAAAUGAAGACGAUGCAAAGCAGUCAGAUGGCAAGGAUAGUCAAUUGCAAGCUGCUGAUGCACCUACAAUUCGCAAUGGGAAAUUGCAUGAAGCUUCUGCCUCUGGGAAAACGAAUAUGAAUAUGAAACCGUUUGAGAGAGACACUGCUUCAAGUUCUGGGGAAAAGAAGUUGAAAGAAAACCAGGUCAUGCCUUUGAGCAAUUUUAUCAAUAGCCAGAUAUUGGACGUGCCCAAGGGAAUUUUUGAUGCAGUAAAAAGGCUUCGUUUAUCUCGAACAAUUAUUCUCAAAUGGAUGAAUUCCCAUACACCACCAUCACAUCUCGAUGGCUUUUUCCUGCGCUUGCGGCUUGGGAAGUGGGAACAGGGACUGGGGGGAACUGGGUAUUAUGUAGCCUACAUUACUGGAGUUCAAAGUCAGAGUUCAAAACAAAAGUUCAAAAAUUCUAUUGCUGUAAUUGUAGGUGGCGUCAAAUGUUUAGUUGAGAGUCAAUAUAUCUCCAACCACGAUUUCACCGAGGGUGAGCUAAUGGCAUGGUGGUGUGCAACCUUGAAGGAUGGUGGCAAGACACCCUCCGAAGAAGAUUUAAGAUUGAAAGUUGAAGAGAUGAAAGUGUUAGGGUUUUAGGCAGAUAUAGAUUCAGGUGUCGCUUGCAAAAAUACAUAAAAAGUGAGAAGAACAAAGCGCUUGAGUAAGCUUUUGCAUAUAAUGUUUUGAAUUGCCAUUUCUAUUGCUUUUCAUCUGUCCCUCGUAAACAUGACACCAUCGUCCAGUACGUUUGGCAUGGAGGAAUGGCUAGGGAGAGAAAGCUUAUCUUCAUAUUUGUGCUGAUAUAUCCAUAGAUUCUUUAAUUGUCUCUGUGUGUGUUUUUUUUUUAAUUAAGAUUGAUAUAUAAAAUGAUAUGUUUACCCUCA